AUGGCAGAGAGAUUUGAAGCUUUCAACACCGGUAUGGGUUUGGUGCAAGAACAAAACGAUAGCAGGGGAAAGGUGGUUCGAAAAAAUAUUGUAGCCAAUCUGGGAAAUACCUUAAGCCUUCUUCCUAACACAACCUCAACUCCCAGCAACGUUUCCUUAGCCAUUUCGCCUCACUUAGAUCCUACCUAUACCAUUCCACAAAUACCUUCAACCUACACUCCCGAUCAAGUAGCGAUAAUUCCUAAUCCUCAAUUUUCCAUAACCACCGCUCAAUUCGAGAAAAGUAAGAAAAACGAACUGACAAUAUCCCCAUACAGGAGGCCUGGAAAGGAAAUCAAGUCGCUUUACCAUGAAGAUUUGGGAAAAGAACUCCACAAUUUGAGGAAAGUCAUUAAUGAAGAGCUAUGUUCAAGGAAUUUCCAGAUUUUGAAGUAUGAAAAUUUGUGUGUGCAUCCAAACGUUGAGCUUCCGUCAGGGUACAAAAUACCUAAGUUUAACACUUUCGAUGGGAAGGGAGAUCCCGUCGCUCAUUUAAAGGACUAUUGCAGCAGAUUAAUUGGUAUUGGACAUAAUGAAGCCGUACGAAUGAGAUUGUUCAUUCAAAGUUUAUCAGGAUCAGCACUCGCUUGGUACACUAAACAAGAUUUUAGCAAAUGGCUUACGUGGGAAGAUAUGACCCGCGGAUUUGUAAAGCAAUUCGAGUUUAACAAUGGAGGCGAUCCGCAUAUAGCCGAUUUGCUCAGAGAAGACUUAUAUUAUGAUAAGUUGCUCGGAGCUUGUGCACACAACUUCUCUGAUUUGAUUAGGAUUGGUAGGGAACUAGAAAAUGCCAUUCAAGAAGGGAGAAUUACAGAUAGCUCAGCAACACAAGCCAUUCACCAAACCUUCCAAGCGGAGAUACUAGGAAAUCUGCAAAGUGAAAUGAAGGAAAACCAAUUUGCUUCCGCGACUAUGCAUCAAGCGCAAUGCCAUAAAAGUCACCAAAUUUUUCAAUCUUAUGCCACCAUGCAAUGUCCUCGUCAGCAAAACUCCCAGCAGGGCUACCAACGACAGUUUCACCAAGCACAAUCAAGCUCUCAACAUAAAAAGAAGAGGAAAUCUUUUUGCUUCACUACUCUAAAUGAACCAUUGGCAAAUAUAUUUAAGAGGUUGAGUGCUAAGGGUAUUCUACAACCAAAGAAGGGAUUUAUACCUAAGCAUCCACCGCCAAACUUUGAUUUAUCUAAGAGUUGUGCUUAUCACUCAAACAUUCAAGGACAUGGCAUUGAAGAAUGUCCAGCACUAAGAUUUAAGAUUCAAAGCAUGAUUGAAAGUGGCAAGAUAAAGCUACAACUAGAGCCUUCAACCGGAAAUAUUGCAAACACAAAGACAACUGUUGUUAAGGGUGAUCCAUCGAAACUGGCACCGAGGCAUUUGAAAAGAAAGCGUGCAACAAGUCAAGCAGACUGA
Molecule: messenger RNA, 1449 nt
Organism: Lycium barbarum (goji berry)
Lineage: Eukaryota; Viridiplantae; Streptophyta; Magnoliopsida; Solanales; Solanaceae
Exons: 2
Coding region: 1-1449 (482 amino acids)
Source: RefSeq, a predicted model, not a curated record